This is a messenger RNA of Macrobrachium nipponense, 429 nucleotides long. RefSeq lists its product as uncharacterized. The record is from RefSeq and is a predicted model, not a curated record. The transcript has a single exon. Lineage: Eukaryota; Metazoa; Arthropoda; Malacostraca; Decapoda; Palaemonidae. The coding region runs from base 1 to 429 and encodes 142 amino acids.
AUGGGCAACACAGAUACCGUAGUAAGAACGGAACCUGAUCCGCUGGUCAUAUCGUCCAUGGGGCCCCUUGGAAUCAACGUCUUCAGUGAUCGCCAUCAUCACCAUAAUUCUACUCACCAUCAUCAUAAUUUUACUCAUCAUCAUCAUAAUAUGACUCAUCAUUAUCAUCAUCAUAAUCUUAAGCAUCAUUAUCACCAUCAUUACCAUAAUCUUACUCAUCAUCAUAAUAAUCAUACUCAUCUUCAUCAUAAUCCUAAUCCUCAUCAUCAUUAUAUUAAGCAUCAUCAUCAUCACCAUAAACCUACUCAUCAUCAUCAUAAUCUUAAGCAUCAUCAUCACACAAUCUUAUUCAUCAUCAUCAUCAUCAUCAUCAUCAUCAUCAUCAUAAUCCUACUCAUCAUCAUAAUCUCACCAUCAUCAUUACCAUAA